Mobula hypostoma (lesser devil ray) is the source of this 3196-nucleotide messenger RNA. RefSeq names its product centrosomal protein 43 (gene cep43). Gene Ontology annotation, molecular function: protein binding; calcium ion binding. Gene Ontology annotation, cellular component: centrosome. Bases 75 to 1448 code for a protein of 457 amino acids. The transcript is spliced from 17 exons. The record is from RefSeq and is a predicted model, not a curated record. Lineage: Eukaryota; Metazoa; Chordata; Chondrichthyes; Myliobatiformes; Myliobatidae. Gene Ontology annotation, biological process: microtubule anchoring.
CCACUGCUGAGGAAGCGUGCAGUGGUGGCGAAAGAGCGAAUGUGGACGGAGCGCUCGUUCCGGUUGUUGUCGAUAUGUCGGCGGAGGAGGAUACGGAGCUGCGGGAUCUGUUGGUGCAAACUUUGGAGAACAGUGGGGUAUUAAACAAGCUCAAGGCUGAACUACGGGCAGCUGUAUUCCUAGCACUGGAAGAACAGGAGAGAAUUGAAAAUAAAACACCAUUGGUUAAUGAGAGCUUGAAAAAUUUUUUGAACACAGAGGAUGGGCGCUUGGUAGCUGGUCUUGUUACUGAAUUUCUCCAGUUUUUCAACCUUGAUUUUACUUUGGCUGUAUUCCAGCCAGAAACAAACACUUUCACUGGACUUGAUGGACGGGAAAAUUUGGCAAGGGAGCUAGGAAUUCAUGAAGGUGAUGGCUUGAAAGGAGUACCUAUAUUAUUGGAGGUGAUGCAAAGAAAUCGACAAAAGGAGAAAGGUCAUAGUCUUUCUGAAGGAGAUCAUGUCACUUCUAUUCCAAAGGAAUUAACAGCAAAGCACAUAGCAGAAGCGAAGAAAAAGUUUGAAUUUUAUGAUAAAGACAAGAAUGGUAAAAUAAGUAAAGAAGAAUUGAAAGAACUAUUCCUAGAUCUCUUCCCUCAUUUUAACAAGAAUAUGAUGGACAUUUAUGUAAAUGAUGAAGUUAAAGCAGUGGACAAAGAUUUUAGUAAUGCAAUUGAUUAUGAUGAAUUUCUGGGAAUGUAUAGAAGUCUAUUCAUCCAAUGUAGAAGUGUGGUAGUUCAAGAUAUUUCUGGUAUGGUGCAAUCUCCACGCAAGAUUCCAGAAGGGAGGCAGAAUGUAGGCAGUAAGAUACCUAGAUACAAAGGAACUGGUAAAGUUAAGGAGAGCGAGGAGAAAGCUGGUGCGAAGGUCAUUGACACAAAUCUUGGAGAUACCAGUAUGGCCUCAGGUGAUAUAAAAACUGCAGCUAAUCUGAAUCCUGGAGAGCCGAAGCAAGAGUUAUUAUCUAACACGCCCACCAGCCUCCCAGAGAAGAAUGAAAAGCUAUAUUUUGGUGAAGAUGAAGAUUCAUUCUUUGAUGACCCUUUGCCUGAGCAAAUGAAAACCUAUGGGUGGCGGACUGAUUUGAAAAGUAAACCUUUGGGUGGUCUGACGUCCCUUUCAGAUGCUCCUCCUCUAACAGCAGACCUCGGUACACUGGCAGGAGAGCCAGCAUUAAAAGAAACUGAUUUAAAAGGUGAUGAAGAGGAGUAUUACGAUGAUGAUUUUAUCAGUGGUAGUCAACGUUCGGAUAAAACAAAGAGUGAAGUGAGCAUUGGUGAAGAGAUUGAAGAGGAAAUUUCUUUAGAGGGAGAAGAUCUUUGUGCCAGUGAUAAGCUUGAUGACUUUACACAGGACCACACCAUAUCGAACUGCAGUGACGUAGCGGAUUAUUUAGAGGAGGUGCCAUAGUGGCAUUGGCAGUUUUAUGUAUUUCACUGUACAGAUGAGUAGUUUUGCCUGCUUUUGUUGUUCUGACAAAAUUCUGAAGAUGUAAUUGAUCUCUGCAAAAUGUUUGUUGAAUGUAGUGUUAAACUAAGCCAACUGGAAAUCACAGACCUCGAUCAACACUCAUAGAUGAAGCAAUCAAAAUAGUACUGAUUUAAGCAGUGAGAAAUCGGCAGGUAGCCCUGAGACCAUCAUUCAGUAUAUAGUCAGAAGGGUUUUCCACUAAGAAAUAAUAAGUUUGGACCUAAAUUGUAAAAGUAAAAGUAUUAUGAUUAAAAGUUAAUUUAAUGCUAACUUACAUUUUCAAGUUCUUUGUAUUGAAAAUGUGUUAUCAAAAAUGUGUAACUUUUUUUUGGAAAUGGUUGAGAACUUACAAAUAUAUUUAUUUAUUCUGUGUCAUUUGAAUUAAAUCUAUCAAUAUUAUUAGCAAGUCCCUGGAAAUUUCCUGAAUGUAAGGCAGAAGCUACAUUUAAUUGGUCAGACCACACUUUUUGAGUAUCGUGAGCAAUUUUGGACCCCUUAUUUAAGAAAAGAUAUGUCAUUGAAGAGGGUCCAGUAGAUGUUCGCAAGAAUGAUUCCGGGAAGGAAAGGGUUAAUGUAUUCUGGAGUGUUUGACUCUGGGCCUGUACUUGCUAGAACUUAAGAAUGGGGGGAGGAUCUCAUUGAAACGUAUCUAAUAUUGAAAGGCAUAGGUGGAGUGAAUGUUAAGAGGAUGUUUCCUAUAGUGGGGGAGUCUAGGACCAGAGGAUACAGCCUAAGAAUAGAGGGAUGUCCCUUUGGAACAGAGAUGAGGAAUUUAUUUAGCCAGAGGGUGGUGAAUCUGUGGAAUUCCUUGCCACAGAUGGCUGUGGAGUCCAAAUUAUUGGGUAUAUUUAAAAUAGAGAAUGAUAGGUUCUUAAUUAUUAAGGGUGUCAAAGGUUACGGAGAGAAUGGGGUUGAGGAGCAUAAUGUCCGCCAUUGUGGAAUGGCGGAGCAUCCUUAAUGGGCUGAAUGCCCUAAUUCUGCUCUCAUGUUUUAUCAUCUUAAUUGACGUUCCCAUGAAGAUUUGAUGGUUGGGUUGGAAGGAGUAGAGAGGAUCAGAUGUGGUCUUUGCUGCUGACUGGUGUGAUCUCUUAGUGAAAUCAUUAUUUUCACUGAUGGGUGCUCAGCCAGCAUUUUGGAAAAAGUAUCAUUGCAUUGUAGUGCAUCUUACACAUAACUCACAUUUCUGUCCAGAAGAAUGAAUGCUAGAAAGGACGAAUGUUGGAUAACAUGGCUUUUUUAGCCAGUAAUGCUGUUGCCUGAUUGCUCAACAUGUUAGCAUUCAAAGAACAGAUUACUGUGUAGGAGAGAGAGAGAGCUGGAUCUCCCUUUUUUCUGAUCCUUGGGGUUCUUCUGGCAGUUAAGAAUGGUGAGGAUUUAAUUCUUAACGAUCAUUUUAUUUUAAAGUUUAAACAAAUGUACAGACAUUUGAUACAAAGUGAAGAGCUGAGAAGCAAAUUCAAUAGAUUCAAUGAAAAGAUGGCACCUCUGAAAAAUCCAUCACUUUUAUAAUCCAGAUAACAGAAAUUCUUUAGAUAAGUAUAAACCAACCAACGGUUGCACAAUUACAUCAUUUGGGUAAUGUGCUAACACUUAGCCAAUGAAAAAUUAGGAAGUUGAUAAACCAUUAUGUAACUGGGGACAAACCACCACAUACUGUGAAAAAUACAUGAGUUGAUUAAAAAAAAGUA